AUGUCAGUGGUGCUGGAAAAAUCCACUAUUCCUGGACCUGGACACCACGCGGAACAUCUCCGACUGAACGAUCCAAGCUGCACUCUGGACUCCAACGGCACCCACCUGUUCACCAACAUAUCUCUGAAUGACUGUGGUACAGUGAUGGAGGAGGACGAUGACAGCCUGAUCUUCAGGAACGAAAUCGUUUCGUACGACGACCCGAACGAUAUCAUCACAAGGAAACACGAGGUUGAGAUUGAGAUCAGUUGCAAAUAUCAGAAAAGAAACAACGUGACCGUUGAGUUCGACGCCCACAGACCAGCAAUCAACAUCACCGAGAGGGGCUUCGGCACGUUUACCUAUGAGUUUGAAUUCUACGACUCGCCACAGUUCACCGACAGAAAAGAUCCGAACUCCUACCCGCUGGAGUAUGAAGUUGGGGAGAUGAUGUACUUGCAGAUCGAGUCCAGCAGCCCAGUUCCCAACACUGAAAUCUUUGUCGAAUCCUGCAGUGCUACGCCCUAUGACAACCCCAGUUAUCCUCUCGCCUACCCCAUCAUCGUCAACGGUUGUGGCGUCGAUGACACAUUGAAGACGUUCACCAGCCACCAAUCAGAUUUCAAAUUUGGACUCCAGGCUUUCAAAUUCAUUGGACUGUAUGAUCAGGUGUUUAUCACUUGCUCAAUCAUUCUGUGCGAGGCUGGGAAUCCCAAUACCAGAUGCUCUGAGGGCUGCAGUAAUACCACAGCAGCCUUUUCAGUGCCUCACCGCCACAGGAGAGAUGCACCCAUCCAGACCGGCAAUCACUACAUUUCCCAGGGGCCCUUGCGGCUCAGGAGGAGUACAGGUCGUUCAGAAGUCAGUGGGACCCAGAAACUGGACCUGAACCUCGUUUUCGUCGCCGGGUGUCUGCUGGCCGCCGUCGGCAUGGUGUGUGGAGUAAUGGUCAUUAGAACCAGGAGAACGCAUCGACGUGAGGUCUGGACUGUGUCUCUGGUCAAGGACUCCUCCGUGCCUCUGUCCACGUUAGCGGUGAGGGCACAUCCUGUCCGAGGGAGCGGGGGAGGUCCCGAGCGUAGGGAGGUUGGAGAGUGGAGGUGA
Molecule: messenger RNA, 1083 nt
Organism: Chanos chanos (milkfish)
Lineage: Eukaryota; Metazoa; Chordata; Actinopteri; Gonorynchiformes; Chanidae
Product: CUB and zona pellucida-like domain-containing protein 1
Exons: 6
Coding region: 1-1083 (360 amino acids)
Source: RefSeq, a predicted model, not a curated record